Molecule: messenger RNA, 1674 nt
Organism: Antechinus flavipes (yellow-footed antechinus)
Lineage: Eukaryota; Metazoa; Chordata; Mammalia; Dasyuromorphia; Dasyuridae
Gene: PDGFRL
Product: platelet derived growth factor receptor like
Exons: 6
Coding region: 46-1218 (390 amino acids)
Source: RefSeq, a predicted model, not a curated record
GCCCUGGCGGGGGGGACUGGGAGGCGGCUGGGGCUGAGCACGGAGAUGGGGCUGGGGCUGCAGAGGAAGAUGCUGUGGUCUGGGGGGCCCCGCCUCGUCCCCUCGCUGCUGCUGCUGCUGCUGCUGCUGCCAGAGGCACUGUCUGCAGCUGCUGGCCAAGCAUCUGCCAAAAGCAAGAGGCCCAAAGAGCCAGGAGAGAACAAGAUCAAGCCGGCCAAUAAGCGAGGGAAGCCGACUCUGGCUCCAGGGAAGGAUAGGGACUCCAUAGCCACCGUGUCCAAAACCUCAUCUAUCAUGAUGCAGGUGAUGGAGAAGGGGCGUUUCCAGAAACCAGCCGCUACCCUGAGUCUUGCUGCUGGCCAGUCUCUGGAGCUGAGAUGUAAGGGGAACAAGAUCCAAUGGCAUUAUCCUGAGUACCUGGACACCUUUAAGGACUCACGGCUCAGUAUGAAGCAACAUGACCGCUAUGGGCAGCUUAUCCUGGUGAAUGCUACGGCAGCAGACACUGGGGAAUACAGCUGCUGGCAACAGGUGUGCAGUGGCUACGUGUGCAGGAAGGACGAAGCCAAGACUGGAACUACCUACAUCUUUUUUACAGAGAAAGGUGAGCUCUUUGUGCCUUCUCCCAGCUACUUUGGUGUAGUCUACCUAAACCCAGACAGAGAAGCCGUUGUCCCUUGCCGGGUGACCGUCCCAUCAGCCAAGGUCACUCUGCACAGGGAGUUCCCAGCCAAAGAGAUCCAAAGCAAUGGCAGCAUCAUUUAUGACAUCAAGAGGGGCUUUGUCUACUUGCAUCCUCAACUCGACCAACAAGGGGUGGUCUACUGCCGGGCAGAGGCCCAUGGAGCCCCCCAGAUCUCCAUCAAAUACCAGCUGCUCUAUGUUGAAGUCCCCAGUGGGCCCCCUUCCACCACCAUCGUGGCCUCCUCCAACAGGGUGAAUGGUGGAGAUGACAUUACUGUCCUGUGCACUGUCUUGGGUGAGCCAGAUGUCGAGGUGGAAUUCCGGUGGAUAUACCCUGGGCUGAAGGAUGAAAGGCCCGUGACGAUCCAGGACACGUGGAGACUGGUCAGCCGAGGCCUUGGGUGCACCACGCGGCUGUCCCAGAGCGUCCUCGCCCUCCAGGACUUUGAGACCAUUGACGCUGGCUACUACAUGUGCACAGCUCAGAACCUGCGGGGGCAGACCACCGUAGCCACCACCGUGCAGCUUUCCUGAGUCAGGCAGUGAAUAGACAGUCAUUCCAAGGCCUGGUCUUAUAGGGAACUCUGAUAACAGCUAACAUUGAUGUAGCCAUUUGAGGUUUCCAAGGUGCUUUACAAAUAGUGUCUUCUUUGAGCCUCAUAACUGUCUUGGGAGCUCGGUGCUAUUAUGAUCCCCAUUUUACAGAUGGGAAAACUGAAGCAGAGCGGUCACGGCUCUGCCAGCUUAUUUGGAUCUGUGCUUAGCCAAAAGCCACUGCCAAGGUUUCCGUGCCCAUGUGUAGGUCUCAGACAAAAGCCCCGGCCAGACCAGAAGCCAUCAGGUUCUUGAACAGGGGCUUCCCCUGUCUCCCCAUAAGACUUGGUUUGAAGGGGCUUACUUCCAUGUAUUGGUCUUGAAUGAACACACUCACAUGUACGGAAUUUGAGUAAUAUAAUCGCUGAAUAAAACAUCGUUUGUUUAAAAGGUAAA